UCUCAUCUUAUAAGACAUAUAAGAAUUCACACAGGAGAGAAGCCUUAUGAAUGUAAAGAGUGUGGGAAGGCCUUCAGUGAAUCCUCAAAUCUUAAUGUACAUGUGAGGAAACACACCAGAGAGGAACCCUAUAAAUGUAAGGAAUGUGGGAAGGCCUUCAGUUGUCCCUCAUCCUUGAAAGCACAUGUGAGAGAUCACAAUGGUAAGGUGCAAUAUGAAUGUAAGGAGUGUGGGAAGGCCUUUAGUCGUUCCUCAUCCCUCACUGAACACCUAAGAACUCACAGUGGAGAAAAGCCUUAUAUGUGUGAGGAAUGUGGGAAAGCCUUCAUUAGUUCUUCCUAUCUUACAGUACAUAGAAGAACUCACACUGGAGAGAAACCUUAUGAAUGUAAGGAAUGUGGGAAAGCCUUCAUAAGUUCUUCAUAUCUUACAGUACAUACAAGAACUCACACUGGAGAGAAACCUUAUAAAUGUAAAAAAUGUGGGAAAGCCUUUAUUUGUUUCUCAGCUCUUAGUCUUCACAUGAGAACCCACACUGAGAGAAAACCCUAUGAAUGUAAGGAAUGUGGGAAGGCAUUUCGACAAUCUUCAUACCUUACUAUACAUGCAAGAAUGCACACUGGAGAAAAACCCUUUGAAUGUCUGCAGUGUGGAAGAGCUUUCAGUUCUCCCUCAUCCUUUGGGAGACAUGUGAGAAGCCAUACUGGAGAGACAUAUGAAUGUAAGGAAUGUGGGAAAGCCUUUAUUUGUCCAUCCUACUUUCAAAGCCAUGUGAAAAUUCACACAAGGGACAAUAUAUAAAUGUAAGGAGUAAGGGAAUCUCUGAAGACUUUUUCUGAACUAAUGCAAUAUGUGAAGUCUCAUUUUGUGAAGUUUCAUACUGUAGAGACACUAUAAAUGUGAGAAAGUAG
Molecule: messenger RNA, 911 nt
Organism: Ictidomys tridecemlineatus (thirteen-lined ground squirrel)
Lineage: Eukaryota; Metazoa; Chordata; Mammalia; Rodentia; Sciuridae
Source: RefSeq, a predicted model, not a curated record